UGUAUAAAACAAGCGCUCCGACCUUCCUCAUAUAAACAACAUUAGCCGGGGCAUAAGUAAUUGUGAUGUAUGUGACCCUGACGAUUUUUUAAACAGCCCUUAAAUAUGAAGAGGCUUUUCCUCGUGGAGCCGGUGGUGGCCCUGUAUGCUUUUGCCACUUUCCUCUACUAUCCGCUUGUGCAACAGUAUGCAUACAGGAGAAUCUGGCUGCAGGUGACAAACACCACUUACCUGAGCUCUGACAACACUUCCAGAUGUGUGGCAAACAGCAACAGCAGCAACCAGUCUCACUAUAAUGAGGAGGUACAGAGGCAGACAUCUCUCUUCUCCGUUUACACAAACAUCCUAUCCACAGUCCCAUCUUUGGUGGUCACUCUCAUACUGGUGACCUACAGUGAUCAAGGAGGACGCAAGAUAGCCAUCAUCAUGCCUAUGAUUGGCACAUUGAUCUACACAUUGUCUUUGCUGACUGUGUCCUACUUUGAACUCAGCAUUUACUUGCUCUUUGGCUCCUCAAUUCUUAGUGCUCUGUGUGGUGGUAUGGGCACAUUUCUGGGUGGCUGUUUUGCCUACAUAGCAGACUUGUGCGAGGAUGAUCGUCAGAAGACAUAUCGCAUGGCUGGAUUGGAAAUGAUGAUUGGCCUGUUGUCUGGACUGGCUGCAUUAUCGUCAGGCUACUUUCUGAGAACUGUGGGAUUCAACUGGCCUUUCCUAACCUCUUCACUGAUGCUCGUUUUGAUCCUGCUCUAUGCCAUCUUUGUCCUUGAGGAGACUGUGAAGAAGGCUCCAACUAGUGCCGUUACUUUAGAUGGAUCUCCUUGGUAUUUAGGCAUGAAACAGAUGCUCCGUGGGGUCUGCCAGAUGCUUGCAGGGGCCAGCUGCAGGUGGAAAACUGUUCUGGCCCUUCUCAUUAUUAUCUUCACUUGCGUUUCCUUUGUAUAUGUAGGAGGGAUGUCCGUGAUAACACUGUACGAGCUCAGUGAGCCGCUGUGCUGGACUGAGAUUUUGAUUGGCUACGGCUCAGCUCUGACCACCACUGUGUUCCUGACCAGCUUUGCAGGAGUGUCCCUGUUUACAUACUGUGGUGUGCCCCAGGUGCUCAUUGUCCUGUUGGGGAUCCUGUCUGUUGUAUCAGCCAUGCUCACUGCGGCAUUUGCUAAAACAACCUUGUUGAUGUUUAUAGUGAGGAUACCAAUGCUACUGUCUAUCAUGCCUUUCCCUGUACUGCGCUCCAUGAUGUCAAAGAUUGUCCCAAAGUCUGAGCAGGGAGCCCUGUUUGCCUGUCUUUCCUUUAUGGAAAGUUUGUCCAAUAAUGUAUCGUCCAUAGUGUUCUACAGUAUUUAUGCUGCUACGGUAGCGUGGUGCCCAGCCUUCGUCUUUCUGUUAUCUGCAGGACUCUGUGUGAUUCCUUUGACUGCCUUGGGCAUGGUGAGCGUGAUAGGAGUGGAUGUUGCCACAGAGGUCCAAAGGCCAAAGCGUUUCAAUUCAGAGGAGGAGAAUCCUGUCCAAGAUCAGAGUGACCACAGCCCUCUUCUUACCUGAGACGCCAGGACUACCAAACACUAACAGCACCUUGCUUGUUAAGAUUUGUUUUGUUUUUUUUUUGUUUUUUUGUGUGUGUGUGUGAUUUAUUUUAUGUGGUGUUUAAUAUAGGUUACAUUUUCUUCCUUUGUUGCUGUGCUUAUUGGAGUUAUGGGUAAACAGAUUUCUCUACCUCUCAGGUUUAACAACCCCAGUUAAAAUUGAUAGAAAUCUCGAAGGUCUGAAGGUAGAAGUCUGACCAUGACAAUGACAUUUUCAAAAACAUUUUGAAUGGAUACAUUUUAAAUGUAUAUUAUUUCUUUUUUUUUAAUGUAGCAAAUAAAAUUUGACCUUGACAUCACAUUUUUGCUCAGGGAAAAGGUAAAAGACCAAGCCACAAAUGGUAAAGGGGACUAAGAGUUAUGGUAAUCAUUUCAAAGUAUGAGGACUAAAGUUCUUUCUGGAAACAACCCACCACUCUGUAUUAUGACCAAACCGAAGACCUUGUGGACUGAAUUGGUCACUUAUUAGGUCUCUGCUUGCCUCGGGGUACGACCAGGUUGAAAAGCUCAGUUUUCCAUACUAUCAAUUAAAACCUUUCCAAUUAUCUGGAGAAUAUCAACAAACUAAAUAAAGGAAAGUGUUGUGGGAUUUUCUUUCACACUUUGGUUUUUGAGAAAAACAGAAGAAGAAAGCACCAGCACAAUUAUGCCACUACAUACCUGAAGUUUGUAAGAUUCAACCUCUGUUCAGGUUUUGUUGUAGCUAAGUUACUACAUUUUGGGUGUAAUAGUCUUAAUUAUUGUGUCAACACAAUAUUCGCAACAGUCUAAUAAAAAUAAAAAAUGUUUACCACUGUG
Molecule: messenger RNA, 2381 nt
Organism: Maylandia zebra (zebra mbuna)
Lineage: Eukaryota; Metazoa; Chordata; Actinopteri; Cichliformes; Cichlidae
Gene: slc46a3
Product: lysosomal proton-coupled steroid conjugate and bile acid symporter SLC46A3
Biological process (GO): vacuolar transmembrane transport
Cellular component (GO): lysosomal membrane
Molecular function (GO): transmembrane transporter activity
Source: RefSeq, a predicted model, not a curated record